GCAAUUUAUUGAAAUUCCGGCGAGCCAGUAGUUUUAUCUGAUUCCGUUUCAAGGUACGGUGCUUUUCACAGAUUGAUCAGAGCUUAAUAAGAAAGAUGACAUUGACGAUUCCAAACGCACCUGGGAGCUCCGGGUACUUGGAUAUGUUCCCAGAGAGAAGGAUGUCGUAUUUUGGGAAUUCUUACAUUCUGGGUUUGACUGUCACUGCCGGAAUCGGUGGCCUUCUUUUCGGUUAUGAUACAGGUGUAAUUUCCGGUGCCCUUUUGUACAUUAAGGAUGAUUUCGAAGUUGUUAAGCAGAGCAGUUUCUUACAGGAAACUAUUGUAAGUAUGGCUUUAGUUGGUGCAAUGAUUGGUGCUGCAGCUGGAGGUUGGAUCAAUGACUACUAUGGUCGUAAAAAGGCGACUCUGUUUGCAGAUGUUGUCUUUGCAGCUGGAGCAAUCGUUAUGGCUGCUGCUCCUGAUCCGUAUGUUUUGAUAUCGGGUCGUCUCUUGGUCGGUUUAGGAGUUGGUGUUGCUUCUGUGACUGCGCCGGUUUAUAUAGCUGAAGCAUCCCCAUCGGAAGUGAGAGGUGGACUUGUGAGCACCAAUGUAUUGAUGAUCACCGGUGGACAGUUUCUUUCAUACCUCGUUAAUUCUGCUUUCACACAGGUUCCAGGAACGUGGAGAUGGAUGCUUGGUGUUUCAGGCGUUCCUGCUGUUAUCCAAUUCGUCCUAAUGCUUUUCAUGCCAGAAUCCCCUCGAUGGCUUUUCAUGAAGAAUCGUAAAGCGGAAGCCAUCCAAGUGCUCGCCAGAACCUAUGACAUCUCGCGGUUGGACGACGAGAUCGACCAUCUUUCAGCGGCUGAAGAGGAAGAAAAACAAAGGAAACGCACUGUUGGCUACUUGGAUGUUUUCAGAUCCAAAGAAUUGAGACUUGCAUUUCUGGCCGGAGCAGGACUUCAGGCGUUUCAGCAGUUCACUGGUAUCAAUACCGUUAUGUACUACAGCCCUACGAUAGUCCAAAUGGCUGGAUUUCACUCAAACCAGCUUGCUCUAUUCCUCUCUCUCAUCGUUGCUGCCAUGAACGCUGCUGGUACAGUUGUCGGGAUUUACUUCAUCGAUCAUUGUGGAAGGAAAAAGCUUGCUCUCUCAAGUUUAUUUGGCGUCAUUAUAUCACUCCUAAUCCUCUCAGUCUCGUUUUUCAAACAAUCUGAUGCUUCAUCUGAUGGAGGGCUCUAUGGUUGGCUCGCUGUGCUUGGCUUGGCUCUAUACAUUGCUUUCUUUGCACCGGGAAUGGGACCGGUCCCAUGGACGGUGAACUCAGAGAUAUACCCUCAACAGUACCGAGGCAUAUGCGGAGGCAUGUCUGCUACAGUUAACUGGAUCAGCAAUUUGAUUGUGGCACAAACAUUCUUGACAAUCGCAGAAGCUGCUGGAACAGGAAUGACUUUCUUGAUUUUGGCGGGAAUAGCGGUUCUUGCGGUAAUCUUUGUGAUUGUGUUUGUCCCUGAGACUCAAGGGCUAACGUUUUCGGAAGUUGAACAGAUUUGGAAAGAAAGAGCGUAUGGAAAUAUAAGCGGCUGGGGCAGUAGCAGUGAUAGCAACAACAUGGAGGGGUUACUCGAGCAGGGAUCUCAAUCUUAAGAUGGGUCAUGAGUCAUGACUAUACAUUAUGAAAUCACAUAGUAGUAAACCGGGAUUGGUUCCGGUUUAGCAAUGUGAUAUGUAUGUAAUGUUGGAAUUGUAAUGUGUUAGGAACUGUGAUUGUAAAUAAACACAUUACAAAUUU
This is a messenger RNA of Arabidopsis arenosa, 1770 nucleotides long. The record is from the annotation of a GenBank genome assembly. NCBI's taxonomy places the organism in Eukaryota, Viridiplantae, Streptophyta, Magnoliopsida, Brassicales, Brassicaceae.